AUGAGUGAUAAAAGUACAAAAAGUAAACAUGAUGAAUUAAUUGAAAAGUUUAGUCAUGAACCUGAUAUUCAACGAAAAUUGGAACGUGUUAUCUUGAUCUCUAUUGAUAAAUCAUCAGCUGAUUAUAUCUUAAAAUGGGCAUUGAUCAACUUUAUUCAACCACAAAAAGAUCUCGUAGUACUUGUCAAUACAAGAAGGAUUGAUGCUGCAGUAGGUCCUUAUGUAAAUCCAUCUGGCUUUGUUGAAGAAUUAGAUAGUAGUAAACGAGAAGCAAGUAUUUCUUUAUUGAAAGAAAAUGCAAGAAAACUCCGUGAUCAACAUAUUGCCUGUCAAGCCAUUGCAUUAAUUGGUGAUCCUGAAGAAGAAAUUAUACGUAAAGUCAAGGAAAUUAAAGCUGAUGUGCUUUUAAUGGGUUCUCGAAAAUUAGGUGCUAUCAAAAGAGCCUUCCUAGGAAGUGUAAGUGAUUAUUGUGUUCAUCACUGUCCAUGCGCUGUUGUUAUUGCCAGACCAGAUGAAGAUGAAAUAGUUAAAGAUAAAACCAGAAGACGAUCCAUCUUUUCUUUAUAACAUGUUGUACAAUUCAUUCCAUAAGUUUAGUGACAAAGUUAAAAAAUAAAUAAAUAUGGGACAAAGUGUGAGAGAGACCAAGUCCUUUAUUAUAUAAA
Molecule: messenger RNA, 665 nt
Organism: Halteromyces radiatus
Lineage: Eukaryota; Fungi; Mucoromycota; Mucoromycetes; Mucorales; Cunninghamellaceae
Exons: 3
Coding region: 1-567 (188 amino acids)
Source: RefSeq, a predicted model, not a curated record